Messenger RNA from Triticum dicoccoides, 765 nucleotides. Its product is annotated as mucin-7-like. The record is from RefSeq and is a predicted model, not a curated record. The transcript is spliced from 2 exons. NCBI's taxonomy places the organism in Eukaryota, Viridiplantae, Streptophyta, Magnoliopsida, Poales, Poaceae. Bases 12 to 605 code for a protein of 197 amino acids.
CCCUUGUCCCCAUGGGCCUUAGCCCACCCAGCCGGCCCAACGUCUCAGCCAGCCCACCUACCCCAUCGGUCGCCUUCGCCUACUGUUCUCCUGGCGCGACCGCUACAGGGACACGUCCCUGUCGGACCAGCUCGCCGGCGCCGCCCCGAGGGGAUAAGGGCGCCGUCCCCUCGACGCCUCGAGCCCUCCCGUCCACUCACCGCUCCCCACUUGCGGCCCCUCGCUCUCUCUCUUGCCCACGCACUCGUCACCUCCUCCAGAUCCAUCGCCGAGCGCGGUCGUUGCCGCUCGCCUCACUCUGCCAUGGCCAGCAGGCACAUCUCGCCUCGCCGUUGCAUCCACAAAGACCGCCGUCGUCCGCUGCGUCUACUACGGAGACGAAACGAGCCGGAACCCCUUCCAUCGUCGAGCCGGCCCUCUGCUUCCACCUCCGGCCACCGAAGGCCGCCGCCGUCGUUCUGCUGCACCGAGCCUCCCCCGAGCCCGCUCAUGCACAUCUGCAGGUCCGCGAUGACGGAGUCCAGGAGCCAGAUGACACCUUUGACGACUACUACUACCCCGAGGGUGCCUACUACCACGUGACGGACGCCAACGACCAGGAGUAGUUAGGAGGCUCCCAGCCAGGAGGCCUUCCCUUUUCGAUCAUAGAUGCUUUUGUGCUAGCCUUCUUAAGGCAAACUUGUCUAACUUAUGUCUGUACUCAGAUAUUGUUGCUUUCGCUGACUCUUGUGUUUUCGAGCUUAUGUAUUCGAGCCCUCGAGGCCC